AUGAUACUUUUAAUUCAAAACUGUAUAUGGGAUCCAAGAUAUUAUUCAUUUAUAGUACGUCCAACACGACGAUCAGGUCAUCAUCAUGAGAAACGAUGGCUUCCUACAUCACGACAUCGAUAUCCAUAUUCACUAGCAGCAUCUCAUGUAGAUAUGGGUGUGAGACGCCAUCGAUCAGAUAGAUACAAUUCACAACACGCUCAUCAUUCAUCAAAUUCAAAAUUUCAAGGUGAUAUGUUAAAAUUACAUAAUUAUUAUCGUGCACGUCAUUGUGCACCACCACUUGUUUUAAGUCAACAAUUAAAUCAAAUUGCUCAAUCAUAUGCUGAACAUUUAGCAGCUACAUCAACAUUCGAACAUAGUGGAAAUCAAUUAGGAAGUGAACAAUUAGGAGAAAAUCUCUUUAUGCAAUGGAUAUCUUUUGGCCGACCAACAGCUUCUGGAAGAGAAGCAAUGCAAAGUUGGUACAAUGAAAUAGGAAUGUAUGAUUUUGACAAACCAAAAUAUUCAAAAGAAACUGGUCAUUUUACACAAAUGGUAUGGAGAUCAUCGAGAAAAUUAGGCGUUGGAAUAGCUUAUUCACCUAAGGGAAAUGAAGUUUAUAUUGUAGCUAAUUAUUAUCCAGCUGGAAAUACAAUUAAUCCAGGUUAUUUUGAAAAUAAUGUUUUACCACCGAAUUGUUAA
This is a messenger RNA of Rotaria sordida, 684 nucleotides long. Lineage: Eukaryota; Metazoa; Rotifera; Eurotatoria; Philodinida; Philodinidae. The record is from the annotation of a GenBank genome assembly.